AUGCUCUCCCACGCAGGACCCGCCGGGUUUGCCCUGUUUCUGCUCUGCUGCAUGGAAACCUUGCUGUGCUCCCACACGGCACCCACCCAUCGGCUACAACCAAAUGAGGUUCGGAAGAUACUCUUGGAAUUACGGCACUUGUCUAAGGGACUUCUGGAAGAUUAUCAGAAGAAGGAGACGCAGUUGCCACAAUCCAACCGUUCCUCGCUCCCGUGUCUCACCUCUGACUCCCAACCACCGCACAUCAACAGCUCUGCCAUCCUGCCUUAUUUCAGGGCCAUCAGAACAUUAUCAGACAAGAACGCUGUCGAUAAAGUCCUAGAACAGCUGGACAAACUCAAAUUUCAACAUGAACCAGAAACAGAAGUUUCUAUGCCUAAAGACACCUUUGAACGUAAAACCUUCACCUUGACCGUUUUACAACAGUUCUCAGUGUGCCUGGACGGUGUGCUUAAAUCAUUGAAGUCUGGACCCCAAUAG
Messenger RNA from Suricata suricatta (meerkat), 480 nucleotides. It is a transcript of the gene IL31, whose product is annotated as interleukin 31. Bases 1 to 480 code for a protein of 159 amino acids. The transcript is spliced from 3 exons. NCBI's taxonomy places the organism in Eukaryota, Metazoa, Chordata, Mammalia, Carnivora, Herpestidae. The record is from RefSeq and is a predicted model, not a curated record. Gene Ontology annotation, molecular function: cytokine receptor binding; cytokine activity.